Molecule: messenger RNA, 983 nt
Organism: Metschnikowia bicuspidata var. bicuspidata NRRL YB-4993
Lineage: Eukaryota; Fungi; Ascomycota; Pichiomycetes; Serinales; Metschnikowiaceae
Exons: 3
Coding region: 329-874 (181 amino acids)
Source: RefSeq, a predicted model, not a curated record
GGCAGUCCUAAUUUCAGCGCUGAUUCCCGUCAACCUCGACACAGGUCUUUCGAGUAAGACCCGUCCAUUUUCAUUUCAGCGUUCAUUCUAGCCUAUUUCGACAAAUCGAUUUCAGCCACUUUCGACAGUGCCAAAUCCAGCCCAUUUCGACUGCACGCCGGCGCAUAUCAACAGAGGCCGUUAAGACACUUGACUGCACUCUUUGAGGAAAAACCAGCCAAUCUCCAGCGGUCAACCAGCCAAUUCCACAGAGUUCUUUCCAACACUGACUCCAGCCAAUCGCGACAAAGUUCUUUUAGCAAUUCGACAGAAGUUCUCGAUUUGUCACAUGUCUCUCCAGCAACACCAGCCAAUCUCACAUACAGCGUUCAUUCCAGCCAAUCUCAAAUACAGUGUUCAUUCCAGCCAAUCUCACAUACAGCGUUCAUUCCAGCCAAUCUCACAUACAGCGUUCAUUCCAGCCAAUCUGAAAUACAGUGUUCAUUCCAGCCAAUCUGAAAUACGUUCAUUCCAGCCAAUCUCAAAUACGUUCAUUCCAGCCAAUCUCAAAUACAGCGUUCAUUCCAGCCUAUUCGACAAAUCUGAUUCCGCCAACUUCGACAGAGUUUGUCCACCAAUCUCACAUACAGCGUUCAUUCCAGCCAACAUCGACAAAUCUGAUCCAGCCAAUUUCGACAGUUCUCUUUCCAGCGCUGAUUCCAGCCAACGUCGGCAAAUCGGGUUCCGCCAGCUUCAACAGAACUCGCCCCACAACCAACCCGGCCAGCCCCCAACGCCAAACCAAAACCACCGCCGCGGCCGCCACAAAAGAGCCGCGUGCCCCGGUUUCCCCGAUUUCCAAGUGCCGCCGCAGCGCCCGCGCCUCGCAAAUUAGCACUUGGCCCGCUCCUGGACCUGGCCCUCCCGCGCCACCUUUUCCAUGCCCCGGCGGGCCAACUCCUCGUCGAGGUAGUAGUAGUCCCCGAGCAAGCGGCCGCGGUCGU